AUGGCGGAACGGUCUCAGUGUUAUUGUAUUUGUCGAAAACCUUAUGACAGCUCGCAGUUUAUGAUAGGAUGUGAUUCUUGUGGAGAGUGGUUCCAUGGAAGUUGUGUGGGAAUACAAGAGCACCAAGCKUCGGAUAUCGAACGGUACCAUUGUCCAAACUGCAGCGCUGUACAUGGCCCACUCACGCUUAAAAAGAGAAGAAAUUGGCACAGGCAUGAUUACAGCGAGAUUGACGAUGGUUCAAAGGCUGUACAGACUGGGACAGUACUGUUCAUCAAUAAUUUGAAAAAUAAAAAGUUCUUGAGUUCAAAAGAUGCCGUUGUCAGUGUUGCUGGCAAGGAUUUGACAAUGGAGUAUUUUGAGAGGAAUGGUUUUAAUAAACCUAUUCUAAUAAACAAGAAGGAUGACUUAGGGUUGGUUGUACCUCAUCCGGACUUUACUGUUUUGGAUGUUGAAAGAUAUAUUGGAUCAAUGAAAGAACUGGAUGUGAUAGAUGUCUGUAAACAGGAGGAUAUUAAAAUGGUAAUGCGAGAAUGGACAGAAUAUUACAUGAAUCUUGCAAGAAAGAAAACUUUGAAUGUCAUUAGCUUGGAGUUUUCUAAAACUGGUUUGUCACCAUUAGUCCARGUUCCUACAAUAGUAAGAGAAAUGGACUGGUURAACCAUGUCUGGCCCACUGAUCUCCCWGAGGACAGUCCUCACAAACGACCUUUUGUACAGAAGUAUUGUCUAAUGAGUGUCAAGAAUUGCUAYACUGAUUUUCAUGUUGACUUUGGUGGUACUUCAGUGUGGUAUCAUAUUCUCAGGGGGGAGAAGGUGUUCUACUUUGUUGAGCCCACUCCAGCCAAUCUAGAGCAAUACCAUAAAUGGGUGAUAUCUCCCUGUCAAAGUGAGAUGUUCUUUGGUAAUAUGGUGAACAAGUGUUACAAAGUACACAUCAAACAAGGACAAACUCUCUUCAUACCAACAGUUCUGAGUUGGUUUGUGGCUGUACAGACUGGGACAGUACUGUUCAUCAAUAAUCUGAAAAAUAAAAAAUUCUUGAGUUCAAAAGAUGCCGUUGUCAGUGUUGCUGGCAAGGAUUUGACAAUGGAGUAUUUCGAGAGGAAUGGUUUUAAUAAACCUAUUCUAAUAAACAAGAAGGAUGACCUAGGGAUCUAUGAUUUGGAGUUAAAGUUAAAGACACCAACCAAAUUUCAACAUCCCUUUUAUGAGACUGUGAAUUGGUACGCAGCCAUUUACUUGCUGGACAAGUUAAAAGGAAUUCAUGAAAAUGGUUUGCGGGCRCCAACUUAUCUUGUCAAAGGCUUGAGAUCAAUGGCUGAUAAGCUCAAAGAAUGGAGCACAAAAGGAGAGGACUUUGUAAAACUUCACAAGUUUUUUAUUCCUGAUGUUGUUCAGCCAGGAAAACUCAUCAGGUCACUAAACAAGGAGCUGAAAAAGGCAGAGAAAUCCAGAACAUCAAGACCCUCGACACCAAAGAUCGAUGAAGUCUCAAAGACCCCAUCCAAACCCACGCCUUCCGUCACCAUAGACGCCGAGAAUAAAAUAAAAAUAAAAAAUCUUGGUUUUGAUGGUACAAAUCGAAAAACGUCCAAAAAAGAUCAGAAUUCUAAUGAAGAGAGACAAUAUUCUUGUCAAGUUGAUGAUUCAAAGGCCAUUAUACGCAUAGCCAAUCCUGGUGGAAUUCAAGGGGAUUCCCUGGAAAAYCGUGGGGAUUCCCUAUCUAAAAGUAUGCCCUCUAUCAAGUUAAAAUUGCCAAAAAGACAAGAGAGCAUUGAUAAAGCUAAUGUGAACGUCAGUGCWUCAGCAGACUCGAGACUCAAACUGGUUUUAUCGAAUGGGAAGAUAGUUAGCAAUCCUGAAGAGGAUAGCCAGUUUAGUUCUAUUGAUGAAAGUCUGUACUCUUGUACGCCAACUCAUAAAGAACCUUUAAAACUAAAAUUAUCAAUGAAUACCACAGGAUUCCCAACAUCUCAGGAUGAUAUUCUACCCAAUGACAGCGACCUUGACCUGUCUGAUGAUGACUURGCAUUUAGUAUGGGUGGUACGCCACAAUUUAUCAACACAAGUGGAUUGGCGCARACAACUCGUGGAUUACAAAGUACUGAUAAAGAUCCACGAUUACCCCAACCAGUUGCACAGCUUGAAAGCACUAGUG
Exaiptasia diaphana is the source of this 2161-nucleotide messenger RNA. RefSeq names its product lysine-specific demethylase 7A. The record is from RefSeq and is a predicted model, not a curated record. Gene Ontology annotation, biological process: protein demethylation; regulation of transcription by RNA polymerase II. Gene Ontology annotation, molecular function: transcription coregulator activity; histone demethylase activity. NCBI's taxonomy places the organism in Eukaryota, Metazoa, Cnidaria, Anthozoa, Actiniaria, Aiptasiidae.